Messenger RNA from Drosophila elegans, 2859 nucleotides. RefSeq lists its product as uncharacterized. NCBI's taxonomy places the organism in Eukaryota, Metazoa, Arthropoda, Insecta, Diptera, Drosophilidae. The transcript is spliced from 8 exons. The record is from RefSeq and is a predicted model, not a curated record. The coding region runs from base 479 to 1585 and encodes 368 amino acids.
CGCGUAACGAUAGCAGCAAAAUCCGAGUGCUGCCAUCGUAGUCACAACCAAACCAAAAACAACAAUAACGAACCCAAGAAAAUCCAAAAAAGAUACGAAAUUCUCAACACAAUUCGCCGGUAAAGUGUGUGAAUAAACAAAUAGGAUAUGCAAUUAUUUGUAAGUGGGAAAAAACAGAAACAAUUGCAAGCAAACAGCAUGUGUUGUCCCAGUGCAAAGUGUGAUAACUAAGCAAACUUUAUAAUUGGUGAAUUUAAAAAUUGAAGCUCAAGGAACAAGGCGGACAACUUUUUAAUGGAAGCCUCCGGAACACGAAUAAUAACCAACACGAGGGAAGCAUCCUCAUCAGCAACAUGAUCCCCGUGAUGUCCACGUAAUGAAAACGAAACUCAAAAAGUUGUCGUGCCGUUGCUGAGCGGAAAAACAGCCCAGAAAAAAGGCCAAAAUUAAACUAAAACCAAAAAAUUGGGAACGAAAAAUGAAGUCUGUUAUUCUAUAUCCAUAUGGACCGCUAACCGGCGGCACUCGUUGCUGUCGCAUGUUGCAUGCCAAAAAUUUGGCCAUAACAAGUGCAAUUUACACAAUUAAUAUAUCGCUUUUAAUCGUACUGAUCUACUCGUGGCGCAUAAAUGUCAAUAUGCACAAGUCGGCCGACCUGCAGGAUGUUUACUACGGUGUACAAAUAGCAUAUUUUGCUAUAAUCGGCACACAAAUGUCCAUGAUAUUGCUGAGCAUUGUGUUGAUAUUUGGAAUAUGCCGGGAGAACCCCGGACUAAUUGUACCCUGGAUAAUUGGCUAUAUAACAUUUAUGGCCCUGGAAGCUGUCGCCAUGGUCUACUCCAAUGUGCUGCGCGAUCAUGUAAAUAAGCAAUUUGAUGCCAUGUGCAAGGCUGAGGUGGCUUUCUUUAUUGCUAGAGCCUUAAUUAACGUGCUGGCCAUGUGGGGUGUCCUCCGCUUCUACAAUUUGGUUCGCUCUGGAAUUACAUGGCGUGGACCAGAGGCCAAGACCGCCAUUUUUGCGCCCAUGUAUAAGAGUGUUAGUACGAACAAGCCGCACACAUACACGUACAGCAAGCGGUCAAGACGUCGCCAUAGCAUUGAGGCCACUUCCGGCGGAUGCUGCGCCAUCUUCGAUUUCGACUUUGAGUAUGACGAAGAUAACGAUGAUGAUGACGACGACGAUGAGGCGGCCUACGGUUUGGAUACGGAGGAUGAGGUGGGCUAUGAUUACGAUGACUACUACGAUUACUACGACGAUGAUGAGCUGGCGGAACAGCAGCAUUUGGGACUGCAGCAGGACGAUGCGGAUUGCAGUAUGUUGGGGGCCAGCAAGGCCAGCAGAUCGCGAUCCAAGCCGCGAGCCGCUGUGGUCAAGGUCAAGGGUCAGCGGAGCGGAGGUCGCCGCACCAACAACAACAUUCGCAGUGUGCUGAUCAACAAGCGGCACAACAAGUACAAAAUUGCCCGGCCGCAAACCCAACUGGAGGUCAUCAAUGAAUCCGAGAAGAGUGCGGGGAGCGGCAGCGAUGAGAACGAUUCCCUUUUGGUGGCCUAUGACAGCAGUUCGUCGCUGGCGUCGGUUUGACAUUGGCCGCCAUGUAAAUCGGGAACCGGAAAUGGAAAUGCAGCCAUUGGGGGAGGUGAUAGAAAUGUCGGGGGAAAGUGCCAUUGCAGUGAAAACAGAGGAAGCGGAAGUGAGACCGACGACGACGAUGACGACGUCGACGUCGACGAUUCUGACCAGGGCCAGCAUCUGGAGCCUGGGCGGUCGAAGGGUGGUGGCCAAUGUUGUGGUCAGCCACGCCGACGUCCACUGCGACGCGUCUACUGCGCUGUGAAUCUGUCCAUAAUGGGAAUUCUGGUGGCCGUCGAGAUAUACGCUCAGAUCGCCAUAUUCCUGUAGAUCUUCCUGGAAUAAAAAGUGUUCUUCCAAGGCCAUUCGAUCUCAUAAUUUCAUUCCAAAGAUCAAAAAUAAAAACAUACCCAUUAAAUGCCAGCAGAGAUUACAGCUUUAAAUGUAAAUAGUAACAUUUCAAAACCAACCAAACUUUAGAUUCUACAAUUAGCUUACAUUACUCAAAUCGCCACUUCAAAAAUAUUUUUAACAUUUAUCUGUCUAAUGGUUUUUAAUAUGUGGUUUCUUGAAAUAUAUACUAUGAUUUGAAUUAUCCUAUGUUUCAAAAUUUAAAUAGCUGAAAAUUUAUUUAUUUUUAAAUUUGUUUUAGAUGUUAAAAGUCUUAACAUAAAAAAGUCCUUAUGUAAAUACUUUAACCAAAAUGUCAAAGCUAUCAAUAAUUUCAAUACUAUUAGGAACAAUAAUAGAAAUAAUUCUAAGUGUUUGCAAAAUAUUAAUAGGAAAUUACCCAACCAGAUAAGAAAUAGAAGAGGUCUCCAAGAGAUGAAAUAGCAACUUUUAUGUUAAUAAAAAACAAAUAGUCUCCUGAGUCAAGGUAAUAGAUAAUUGACACUUUAUUGCAAAGCCCAAAUGAAAGCUUUAAUAUAAUUUAAUGAAAUAAAUCGCAUGUCUAUCCAAAACAAAUAAAAAAGCCCAAGCAAAAGUAACAGAAACAAUAAAAAUAAAAUUGAUAAAACCAAAAGUUAAACAAUAAAAGUUUAAAUGCUUAGGAAAUGACGCUGCAAAUACUUUCAGCUAUCUCAAGUUGAGGUCGGUGACGUACAAAAAAGUAAGCAAAAUAAAAACCAUAUCUAUAAAUGUUGUAUAUAAAGUAAGUAAUCUUAAGUACAGUUGCGCCAAAAAAAAACCACUAGACAGCCAGUUUAAAACUAACCAAUAAAUGUGAGUUGAUGUAUACCUUACGAUAAAUCAAUAAUAAAUACUUGAUAUUUGUGAAAGAAAAA